UGGAAAACGAGGGAAAAAUUUUAUCAAUAAGUCAUGACUAAAAGUAAGUGGCAAAAAAGCUUAAAAAAAGACUUUUAUUUUGGCGUGGCGGUGUGACGUCAUAAGGCUGCGCCGCUCCUCCACUGUGAUUCCAUGCUUUGAUUCAACUGAAGAAAGGAUAAAGUGUCCAAACAGAGAAAAACUCCUGCUGAAGCGACUGAUCUCCACACUGUUAUAAAGAUGGUGUUUAUUAAAGAGGAGAGUGAAGAUGUGAAGAUUGAAGAAACAUUCAGAGUCAAACAGGAAGAUCUGCAGGAACAAACAGACCUAGUUGAAGAGAAUGAGGGGAGUAAAGAGGAGGAACAUCAUGUCAAAAUUGAGGAAAAAACUAAUUUACAGACUGAUAGUAUUUUGAAAAGGAGAGACAAGAAUCGUUUCACCUGCACUCAGUGUGGAAGGAGUUUUGGAAGAAAAGACAAUCUUAAGAUUCACAUGAUGAUCCACACUGGAGAGAAACCAUUCACAUGCACUCUGUGUGGAAAAGGUUUCAGCCAAUUAUCAUCCCUUAAUCAACACAUGAUGGGCCACACAGGAGCGAAACCAUUCACUUGCACUCAGUGUGGGAGAAGUUUCAACCAAUCAUCAGACCUUAAUAAACACUUGAAGACCCACACUGGAGAGAAACCAUUCACUUGCACUCAGUGUGGGAGGGGUUUCAGCCAAUCAUCAUCCCUUAAUCAACACAUGAGGAUCCACACUGGAGAGAAACCAUUCACUUGCACUCAGUGUGGGAGAAGUUUCAGCCAAUCAUCAUCCCUUAAUCAACACAUAAGGAUCCACACUGGAGAGAAACCAUUCACAUGCACUCAGUGUGGGAAGAGUUUCAACCGAUCAGCAAACCUUAAUAAACACAAAAAGAUCCACACUGGUGUGAAUAUAUGAGCUCCAAAAUUGAAACUGCACCAGACAACUCACACUGGAGAGACAGUACACUGUGACAAAAGGUUUAUUCAGUUAACACAUCUGAAAACACAAAAAAGGAUCUAUACUGGAGAGAAACCGUACAGAUCUGAUCAGUGUCUACAGAGUUUCGCUCAUUCGGCGCAGCUUAAGAAACACAUGGACAAAAAGUUGCACACAUGACAUGAAUGCAGCAAAACACUUUCUCAUGUUCACAGGAUGUUUCAUGUCUGAAUAAUGUUAGAAAAGGCUGAGUGACGGUAUACUGUUUUCCAGCAGUCCUACACUGCAGUAGGUGGGGUUGUAAAUUUGUUGCGCUCCUUGCGUUUACCAUAAACACAAUGGUGGCGGCUGAGAGAACAGUUUCAAAAACAUCUGGCAAACAGCACCACAGUGCAGAUACAUCUGUACUCUACUCUCCAGUGUAUUUAUGUAGCUGGUGUUGUUCUGACUCCUAGAAUGAGAAACAAAUCACUGGGAAGACACUGCAUUAUCAAAGAAGGUGGAGCUCCAGGAUGGUUAGUUUGCAAUAUACCAGGGCCUCAAGUUUAGAAAGCCCAUUUAAUUGCCCUGUGUUGCAGCUUUUAUUAGUAAAGUUUCUUUACUUUUAGGUUCAAGAUUCUUUCUAGUUUACUACAUAUACUUUUUUGAGUAGAAUACAAACUUGAUGAAUAUUUUAUGAUUUAGGCAGAGUGACAGGUAUUAAGUUUUACAAUAUUAAUACACUGUGAUGAUCCCAAGACUCCAGAUUGGAGUAUGUGGUAAAUCCUGAUUGGAUGCCUGCAUUACUCCUCAAUGGGUAUAUAAAAGUUGUUGUGCUAGCUACCCCAGGAUGCUGUUGCUUCUCAGGAGUCCUCAUGUCAAG
This is a messenger RNA of Danio aesculapii, 1804 nucleotides long. Its product is annotated as gastrula zinc finger protein XlCGF49.1-like. Lineage: Eukaryota; Metazoa; Chordata; Actinopteri; Cypriniformes; Danionidae. The record is from RefSeq and is a predicted model, not a curated record. Gene Ontology annotation, biological process: regulation of transcription by RNA polymerase II. The transcript has 3 exons. Gene Ontology annotation, molecular function: DNA-binding transcription factor activity, RNA polymerase II-specific; RNA polymerase II cis-regulatory region sequence-specific DNA binding. Bases 220 to 921 code for a protein of 233 amino acids.